Molecule: messenger RNA, 1606 nt
Organism: Jatropha curcas
Lineage: Eukaryota; Viridiplantae; Streptophyta; Magnoliopsida; Malpighiales; Euphorbiaceae
Product: aspartyl protease family protein At5g10770
Biological process (GO): proteolysis
Molecular function (GO): aspartic-type endopeptidase activity
Source: RefSeq, a predicted model, not a curated record
UUGAAGACUUGGCCUGGUUUUCAACAUCUCAAGGUUUGAUUGAAAAUAGCUAGAGAAAUUGGGGGACCGUUUAGAGACUUCCACCAUUCACGUUAUUGUGUUAGGUCAAAGUCUUUGGACACUUCUCAUCACACUAAAUAUAAAAUUGAUGAUCACUGAAACUUUCUCUGAAAUAUCUAGUGAUUCCUCUCUAAUUUGUUAUUUCUAUGGCUGAUUCUUAUCUAUCAAUGGCCACCUUCCACCUUCUCUUCUAUUCUAUCCUAUUUUCUUCUUGUUAUUUGGAUAAGUUCAGUGUUUAUGGAGCAAACCAUCAAAUGAAGUCUCUCUUGCCUGUAUCCGCUUCCUUGACUUCUACAAAUAAAGGUUCCAAAGGGCAAUGUCAAGGUCUGAACUGCCAAGAGAAAUCAGAACCCAAUUCUCAAAAAAUUCUUCUGCAAGACAACUAUAGAUUUCGUUCAUUGAAAUCCAUUGAAGUGGUAAAUAAAUAUGGGGAAGGGAUCCGUUUGCCUCUAACUUUAAAAGGAGAUGACAACUUUUUGACGACAGUAGGUUUUGGCACUCCUAAAAUUGAUUUUACCUUAAUUUUUGACACAGGAAGUGAUAAAACUUGGAUUAAUUGCAAUAAUAACCAAGUCCCAUUUUUUGACCCUUCUUCAUCUUCUACUUCUUCAAAUGUUUCUUGCAAUCCUUGCAACUACAGAGCGGAUUAUGCCGAUGGAACCUAUUCAACUGGGUAUUAUGCAAAUGACACUCUCACUAUAACAUCAAAUCCAUAUCCUAACUUCGUUUUUGGCUGUGCUCAGGAAAUUAAAGGAAAUUUUGGUGGGGCAAAUGGGUUACUAGGAGUUGGGCCAGGACAGUUCUCUUUAAUGGCGCAAACUGAUACAAGCUAUUUUAGUUUGUUUUGCUACUGUCUUCCAGCAACCGAAAGCUCUACUGGGUAUAUUGUGUUUGGAGUCCAAGCCUAUGAAACUUGCCAACCUGACGAGAAUAAAAUGAUACCAAUAGGACCUGCCCCAACUGACAAAUCUACACUUACUAGUUACUCUGUAAAACUCACUGCCAUAACAAUUGGCCAACAAAGGUUACCUAUGUCUUCAUCUUUGAACGCCGUUAUAGACUCGGGAACUGUAAUCACACGCCUACCACCUUCUCUAUAUUCGAGUCUUAGCUCUGCAUUUCAGGGGUUGAUGUCACAGUACCCAAGAGCUCCUCGAUCUCCUCCAUUGUUGGAUAUAUGCUAUAAUCUCGUUGGCCAUACUAAUUGGACACCACCAAACAUGGUGCUGCAAUUUGAAGGUUUGAAUGUGCCUUUGGAGCCAUCUGCUGUUACAUUCAGAGACAAAAAUGAUUCUCAGGUUUGCUUGGCUUUUGCAAGAAAUGUCAAGGAAGAUGACUUGAUCAUUAUUGGUAAUAAACAACACAGGGCUCUAAAUAUUUUCUUCGAUAUCAGUAAUAAAAAUAUGGCAUUCGGACGCGGUUGCUCAAAUAUAUAGCUAAUUAGCUACCCAUCAAAUCAUCUCAAUCAGCUUCUCUGAAUUUUAUUAUUUCGAAAUGUAUGAUUAUCAGUAAUAAAAUGUAUCCACUCUUUGGGAUAAUUUUCAAG